This is a messenger RNA of Impatiens glandulifera, 1264 nucleotides long. RefSeq lists its product as uncharacterized. The coding region runs from base 68 to 994 and encodes 308 amino acids. Gene Ontology annotation, molecular function: polyubiquitin modification-dependent protein binding. The transcript has 2 exons. NCBI's taxonomy places the organism in Eukaryota, Viridiplantae, Streptophyta, Magnoliopsida, Ericales, Balsaminaceae. The record is from RefSeq and is a predicted model, not a curated record. Gene Ontology annotation, cellular component: nucleus.
GGUGAAGAAAGCUCAUAAGAGACGGAGGAGGGGUUCUCUCUAUAGCAAAGCAAAAGGGCAAAAAGCCAUGGACGAUCUUCCAUUGCAUAAAGUCUCGAUCUCAGGUCCGAUCUUAGCAUCAAUGAUUCAACGAUUCAUCUCUUCCCCAGGCGACAUCGAAGGUCUUCUCUUCGGCCGAGUUACUCAUCUCACCAUCACCAAUUUCUCCGACGAUACUUCCACUUCCACUCCCGAUUCCCCUACUCUCCUCGCAACAGUAACCUCCUUUCUCUCCUUCAACUCUUCCGGCGAUCUCUCACCCACUUCCGUACGCCGCCUUCUCUCAUCACCCCCUUUCUCCGAUCACAACAAUUCCCUCCUCGGAUGGUUUUCCGGCCGCCGCAAAACCCCCAUUCGACCUUCUCUUCGUGAUUCAUCUCUCACUGCUUCUUUCUCUUCAGAUACCCAGUUCUCUCUACAGGUUGAUAACUCCUCCUACAACAUUCCCCCUUGCUUAUUCUUUCUAUUUACUACUCCGAUUCAAGAUCAACUUAUCCAUACUCAUGAAUAUAGAGCUUAUCAGUUUCGAUUAUCUACUGAUAGCUUUGAGCCGAAGACCAUUGAUGUGGUUAACCUUGGUCCGGCUUUUCGUGGGCAUUAUGGUUCGUUUAGCCCUAAUUCACCUUUCCCAGCUAUCCAUUGUGAAAUGAAAGCAUCCGGCUCCUCCACAUCUGAUGAUGGAAAGAUUGAUAAAGAAAGUUUGAUGGGUAUGAAGAAAUUCUCCAAGGAUCAAAAAGAACUUGACAUGGUUGCUGAUGGGUUUCAUAUCAGCCGUUUGAACAGCUUGAUGGGUCCAGAAGCUGCAAAUUACACUUCCGAAUUGGAUAAUCUGUAUGUGAAAAUGCUGGCUAAAUUGGAAAAGUUGGGUAGACUUGUGGAGAAGAGCUCGGCUAAGGUGUCUGAGCAGGAGAAUCUGAAUAUGAAGUUAAGGUAUAAGGUUGCUGGUAUGGAGUAGUAGUAGUAGUUCGGAUAUUUCUUUUGUAAUUUCCUUCAACAAAGGUAAUAUAAUAUAUGUAAAAUGUUCAUGUGUGUUGUUUUAAUUAGAACAAGUCCCCACUAGAAGGAUAAUGUUAAAAGCAUAAAUGGCUUUCUUAUUGUCUUGAUGUUGGAAUAUUUGAUCAUAUCAGACUCUUUUUUGUUGAUAUGAACAGAUGUGCUUGCUGAUCUUUGUUUGAAGGAUUUCCAAAUUGUAGUAUAAAUCUAGUCCUUGUUUUAUUUUGGGUUA